UGUUUUUAUAAGUGAAUACAAAUUCAUUAUUUUAACCAGCGGCUGAUAACGAACAAACCAAUAAAUAGUGUUUGUUUCUUACAUAAGUAAUGUCAGAAUAAAAAUCAUGAAUAGUUUUAAAAUUAGCAGUAUUUUUGUGAACAAAUUGCUCCGACGGUGCCACUUCCGCACUUGCAUAAACCUAGACUGGAACAUUUCCGUUAAUUACAUUCAGGGCACGUCGCACUCGAAAUUCUUUUGCACAACUUCAAACAAGGAAAAUGAGGAGUAUACUCGUCACAAGACCUUGGUCAAAGACGAGUUCAAAGCCUACAUUCGGCAAAACACCGAGAAGUUACGAGACACUGAACAAAAACUCAAACAGAAGGGAACGGUGAUAUUACAGGACAUUAAAGAGACCACUGAUAAAGUCAAGGGAAAAGUGGAGGAAGUGAUUGAGCGGGAGAACAUUUACACAAUCCCCAAUUUCCUCUGUGUUUCACGAAUCCUCAUUUCGCCGUACUUGGGCGUGUUGAUAGUCCAGGCCAACUUUGAUUUUGCAUUGGCCGUCCUUGGCAUAGCUGCAGUUACUGACCUUCUUGACGGGUGGAUCGCCCGCACGUGGGAAAGCCAGUCGUCUAAAGUCGGGAGUUUCCUGGACCCCAUGGCUGACAAGGUCCUGAUAGCCACCUUGUUUCUGACCCUGACUUAUGCCGACUUAAUCCCCAUAGCUCUGACCAGUCUAAUUGUACUACGUGACGUCUGCCUGGUCACUGCAGGUUUUGUCAUACGGUACAGGUCACUACCACCACCCAGGACUUUGAGUCGGUAUUUUGACGCCACGCACGCCACUGCUCAGUUAGCGCCGACUUUUAUCAGCAAAGUUAACACAGGGGUCCAGUUGUUACUGGUGGGGUCAACACUGGCGGCACCUGUGUUUCAUUAUGUUGGCCAUCCUGCGUUAGAGUGCCUAUGGUACAUUACUGGUGCUACGACACUGGCAGCUGGGUUUAGUUACAUCUUUUCGAAAAAUACGUAUCGAAUUUUGAAAAAAGUACCCAAAAAGUAGACUGAUUGUUGUCCCUUCGUAGAUUAAGGACCUAUUUUAAAGACAUGAGGUGAGUUAACUCUGUUGGCCUUGAAAGUCCGAUUCAUUUAUUAUGAUGUACAAUGUACAUAUUUUCGGGGUUCCUGUAUAGAGAUAUUUGUGGCGAGCGUCAAUAUUUUGUUAACUUUUAUUUAUAAAAAGGCUCAAUACUAGAAAAAUACAUAUAUUUAAUAAAGUAUAAAGUAACAAAACCCGUAA
Molecule: messenger RNA, 1285 nt
Organism: Tribolium castaneum (red flour beetle)
Lineage: Eukaryota; Metazoa; Arthropoda; Insecta; Coleoptera; Tenebrionidae
Gene: CLS
Product: Cardiolipin synthase
Exons: 5
Coding region: 107-1048 (313 amino acids)
Biological process (GO): cardiolipin biosynthetic process
Cellular component (GO): membrane; mitochondrion
Molecular function (GO): cardiolipin synthase (CMP-forming) activity
Source: RefSeq, marked validated